GGGAAUAGUUUGCAGACAUUUGCUUGCAGUGAAGAGAUCCAGGAUGUCCUCCUCAGUUCGGCUGCUCAUGGUGUGAUCAUACUUCAUCCUUCCAAGUGGGGAGAAGAAGCAGAAGUUAGAGUUGUUUUUUUGUCAUGGAUCUUCAGACCUCAGCAGAGCACAGGCUGGCCAAUCAAGCCUCAGGUUUCCACUGGCUUUCCUUUGCUUAUCAGGGCCUGACAGAGAUCCCAUAUGACACCAUACUAAUGCAGACAGACACGCUGGAGGUCUUGGACCUGAGUUACAAUAUCCUGGAUGAGAACCCGGCUCUGUUGGGGCGGCUCGAGAAGCUCAGCACUCUGAUUCUGGACUCCAACAACUACACAUCUCAUGUCAAGUUUCCCUACAUGCCGAGCAUUACCGCAGUUUGCAUCAACAAGAACAAGAUUCACAACCUGCCAGUGUUUGUGGAGGAGAUCAGGCAAAAGUUCCCCAAUAUCAAGAUCCUGAGUAUGAUGAACAAUGAGGCCGCACCUAGCUACUUCAAUGGAGGAAGUCUGUCCCAAUAUAAAGACUACAGACAUUAUGUGAUCAGUCAGAUCCCAGACCUUGAGAUUCUGGAUGACACAGAGGUUCUGGAGAAGGAGAGAGUCCAAGCCAGGAAAACCUACACACUGCAUCAGGACAAUCUCAGCAGAAGGAAGAAGGACGAGUUGUCCAGGAAAAACACACACAUGCAGAGGAAGGCCGAUACCAUUAUAAGACAAUAAAAUCGUCCCUUUCACAAUAUUGAUAUUCAAUUAAUUUUGGUCUAUACUGAUUCUGCCAACAUUUAUAAAUAUAUUAAAUGAUGCAGCACCUUCAUAUUAAAACAAGAAACCUUUCUUGUUCA
Girardinichthys multiradiatus is the source of this 871-nucleotide messenger RNA. RefSeq names its product leucine-rich melanocyte differentiation-associated protein. The record is from RefSeq and is a predicted model, not a curated record. The transcript has 5 exons. Lineage: Eukaryota; Metazoa; Chordata; Actinopteri; Cyprinodontiformes; Goodeidae. The coding region runs from base 135 to 749 and encodes 204 amino acids.